This is a messenger RNA of Trypanosoma cruzi, 933 nucleotides long. RefSeq lists its product as uncharacterized. Bases 1 to 933 code for a protein of 310 amino acids. The transcript has a single exon. Gene Ontology annotation, cellular component: COPII-coated ER to Golgi transport vesicle; endoplasmic reticulum. Lineage: Eukaryota; Euglenozoa; Kinetoplastea; Trypanosomatida; Trypanosomatidae. The record is from RefSeq and is a predicted model, not a curated record.
AUGUCCAAUCUUCGACAAAGGUCUCUAUUAGUCAUAAAGGAGAAUAAUGAGAGACCUCUAUUAAAGAAGGUCGCGGCAGUAGAUCUCUUUCCCAAGCCAAAAGAAGAUUACUCUCGUUCUCAGACGUAUCGUGGUGCUUUGGUGAGCCUGGUUACUGUGGUUGUAAUUGGAUUGCUUGUUUUUUGGGAAGUUUGCUCUUACAUUUUCGGGCGAGAUGCAUACACAACAGAGCUAAGUGUCGACACGAGUCUAUCAACGGAAGUUGAUUUUAAUCUGGACAUCACUUUUCCUAGAGUACCUUGCCAUGAAGUUUCAUUGGAUGUAUUGGAUGUAACGGGAACAGUUAAUCUCAAUGUGACUCGUAACCUUUUUAAAACCCCUGUAGACGCACAGGGAAAUUUUGCAUUUAUUGGCACUCGUCAGGGUGUUGGGGAAUAUGGCAGUUUUAGAGAACAAUCCAAAGAUGAUCCCAGUUCACCACAGUUCUGUGGAAGGUGUUUUAUUAAUGAGCAUCAAGUAUCCAUGAUGGAAAAUAAAAAUCGUUGCUGUAAUACAUGUAAUGACGUCCUGAAUGCGUAUGACCAACAGGGUUUACCAAGACCACAAAAAAAUGAGGUUGAACAAUGCAUCUACGAGUUGUCGCGUAUCAAUCCAGGGUGUAAUUACAAGGGGACCCUAAUAGUGAAGAAAUUUGGUGGAAGGCUUGUGUUUGCACCGAAACGAGUGCCUGGGGGAUUUUUAAUUAGAGACGUCAUGCGGUUUGAUUCAAGCCACAUUAUAAAUAAACUUUCUAUUGGUGAUGAACAUGUUACUCGCUUUUCUCGUCGUGGUGUUCAGCAUCCACUCAAUGGUCAUGAAUUUGACGCCCAACGAAGAUUUACUGAGAUCAGAUACUUUUUUGAAGGUUGUACCCAACAUGUAUCUCAGUGGUAA